CGCUCUCGCGCGCAGCCGCGCAGCCCUCCCGCCGCGAGGGACUGCGAGGACUGCGUGCCUCGACGAUGGACUUGCGCCAGUCCAGGGGCGCAAGUCGAGGGUCGAGGCUUGGGGGGUCGGCCAUGGUCAGGGCGCAACUUUUAAUACUUUUGGUUCACGCGACCCUCGUCCCCGACACGAUCUCGCGAGGGUCAACCUCCUGGACUACCCGGAGACCAGCAGCCGCCAGCCCGACCCGAGGGAUGGCCCCGAGGUCGACCCCUAACCCAGCCCUCCUGCCCAACUUGAAGGUCCCCCCUCUGGUGGGGCUCGCCGUCCCCGUUGACGUGUGGGAGAAGGUCGCCAGCAUUCUCUUCCCGAACGCCGGGUCCAUCCAGAUCUACUGGGUGAGGCUGACCGCCAGGGCUCACUCGGUGCGGGAGCGGGAGGUGACCGAGGUCUUCAACACCCUGUGGGUGACCGUGGCGGCCUCCAUGGGCAAAGAGAUGGGCUUCCCCUACGUGCUGUGGACAGUGUCCGAGGGUGUGGUGCCCGUCGGCGUCAGGCAGUACGUCGACAGGCACCGCGAGGACAGGCUGGGGGAGUUCUCGCUCGUCAUCGCGGCCUACACCGAGGAGCGCGACGACAAGGGAGACCUGUCCCUCCGGCAGCUGCAGCGCCUCGACGUGUGGUUCCCAAGGUCGUACUACAUCGUGCUGCUGGACACGUGGUCCCUGCCCCUCGCGCGCCGCUGCGACGAGUCCCUGGCGCUGAACGUGUCGCUGGCCGUGUGGCUCUCCAACAUGACCACCGUGGGCGUCGUCCUGGUGCGCUGCCCGUGGAAGAUCGUGCUGCACGACCCCUUCGUGCUCGACCCCAAGAGGCGUCGCACGGUCAUCCACCAGAGCAACGUGACCGCCCUCGAAGACGUGGUUGGUGACCGGCGCUUCCGCAACUUCCACGGAUGGGCCUGGCCCAUCUCCAUGCUCGAAUACGCACCGACGCUGAUGCGGGCAGAGGACGGCUCAUACUACGGGAUAGACGGCUCGGUGUUCAUGGCCGCGACCAAGUACUUCAACUUCACGCCAGUGAUCGAUCAGCCGGCAGAUAAGGAGCCGCUCGGCUACAGCGAUGACGGCAAGACAGGGACGGGCACGCUGGGCAAAGUCAUGUCGGGCGAGUCCUGGAUAAGCUUCAACAGCAGGUUCCGCAAGGACUACAACACGAAGGACAUCGACUUCACGUACCCGUAUUCGUUCGACGAGCUCUGCGUCAUGGUGCCCCAGGCGGAGCGUAUCCCGAACUACAUCACCAUUUUCCGCAUCUUCCGGAUCGAGGUGUGGCUGACGGCGCUGCUCGCCUACCUCUGCACGGCGCUCGCCGCGCACUUGCUGGACCGCGCGCACGCCGCGCGCCGGGCCCGCACCUUCCGCCGGCCGGGGCCCUGCGGCUUGGCGUACAGCGCGUUCCUCCUCAUCAUGGCCGGCUCCAUGGACACGUACUCCGGCGUCCGGGAGAUCUCGUCGCGAAUGCUGUUCGGGGCAGCGCUCCUCUUUAGCCUCAACUUCAUGGGCGCCUACCAGGGCUUGCUGUUCAAGGCGCUCACCAUGCCCCAGUACUUCCCGCAAAUCGACUCGAUGCUCGCCUUGGCCGACUCGGGUAUAGCGAUCACCACGCGCUCCACCUCGCUCGUGGAUACCUUCAAGGCCGACAACGCGAUCAUGACGCGCCUGCAGACUAAUUUCAAGCUCGUCCCGAAAAACUGGACGACGAACAUCCCGGUGUCGAGCCUGGCACGGCGCAAUGGCGCGUACCUCAGAAAGGAGAACGCGAACUUGCACCUCGUUGAAGAGUGUCCAAGAAAGUACCAGCUGGCCUACAUCGUCCACCGCAACUUUCCCUACAUACACCAGAUGAACAUCUUCCUCUUGCGGUGCAUGGACGUGGGCCUCAUGGACAAGUGGUUCAGAGACACGUACUUGGGGAGGCCGCCCUCGUCAGCUGAGGACGAUAUGGUGCUGUCGCUGUUCGAGGUGGAGGGCGCCUUCUUCCUGCUCGCCAUCGGCGUCCUGGCCAGCUCCGUUGCCUUCUCUGCCGAGCUGCUGCACAGCCGCUGCCAGCGCGGGCGCGCGCCCCGGCCGCGGCGGGCCCCGAGGAAGCGCCACGCCGUCGCACGGGGGCCGAUCAGGCGGGUGGCGACCCGCGCGCCCCGCCCCUCCGAAACUCGGGAUAAAGGGGCGCUCGAAGGCGUGGUUGUUCAUUUUAUUAUGUAGUAAAAGUUUACUCAUUAAACCUGGCCAUACAAUUAACUGCCGCCCCCGAGGUGACGCAAGGGAUCGUUGAGCUACCUGCUGGGCGCUCCAGGCGGGCCACCGUCGCCACACGGCUGUUUGGCGGGUUGGCCUACCCAGCACGUAGUAGGCGCUGUCCUUCGCAUCGCCUCGUUCACGUUUAUUGUGGAGACACCUUGAC
Messenger RNA from Frankliniella occidentalis (western flower thrips), 2451 nucleotides. RefSeq lists its product as uncharacterized. The transcript is spliced from 7 exons. The coding region runs from base 66 to 2252 and encodes 728 amino acids. NCBI's taxonomy places the organism in Eukaryota, Metazoa, Arthropoda, Insecta, Thysanoptera, Thripidae. The record is from RefSeq and is a predicted model, not a curated record.